Molecule: messenger RNA, 1025 nt
Organism: Mytilus trossulus (common blue mussel)
Lineage: Eukaryota; Metazoa; Mollusca; Bivalvia; Mytilida; Mytilidae
Product: probable thiopurine S-methyltransferase
Exons: 2
Coding region: 117-761 (214 amino acids)
Molecular function (GO): thiopurine S-methyltransferase activity
Source: RefSeq, a predicted model, not a curated record
CAGUGAUGCUAUAAAUAUCACAUCGAAAAUUUGUACACAGGUAUAGAAGAACAUAUUUUAUAUGUAUAUUAACUGUGAUACAACUUGAUAAAUAUAUUGCAGAUCAAGUUCACGAAAUGUUCGAUUGGAAAGACGCCUGGGAGAAAGAUAAAGCCGUUUGGCAUAUGGAUGACUUUAACUCGACAUUGGAAAAACAUUUAGACAAGAUUACUGGAAAAGAAAACAAGGCAAAACUAUUUUUCCCACUAUGUGGAAAAACUUUGGAUAUGCUACACUUGUCAAAGAUGGGACAUGAAGUUGUUGGGGUAGAGUUUUCUGAGUUAGCUGUUCGGCAAUUCUUUGAAGAAAACAGCAUGCCUUGUACGAAAAGUUCUGUGCAAUCUAUGGGCGGCAUGCUGUAUAAAAAUGAUGACUAUCGAAUCCGGAUAUAUUGUGGAGACUUCUUCAAAUUCGGUUCUCAUUUAGAAAAGGAUUUUGAUGGUGUUUGGGAUAGAGGGGCGCUUGAAGCCAUAGAACCUGAAAUGAGGAAAACGUACAUUGACAUCAUGAAAUCUAUUUUGAAAUCAGGAGCGGGGUAUAUUCUUGAAACUGCUGAUCGACCACUUGGCGUAGGACCUCCAUUUUACAUGUCAGUUGAUGAAAUAGUGGAAAAGUUUGGGUUAAAUUCUCAGCCAGAACUAAUUGAUUAUGAAAUAGCUGUGCCAGAUUUACUGGCAAUGGGAUGUGCAGGCUUGUUCUUCUUCUACUUUUUAAUGCCAUGAAACGCAACCUUCUUGUCAGAAUACUGCAUGAUAGGCAAUUUUCUUUUCCUGCAACCGAAAAAGUGUAUGUGGGAAACUAAGAAAUAUGGAAUAUUAAUAGAUAAUACAUAUUGUAUUAAGUAUCAAAUAUAAAUCACAAAAUAUUUCAAUGACAGACUUGGUGAAAUUUGCUUUGAACUAAGCUCUGAUGCAUGCAUAAGCAUGAUUUACUUACAACUAUUCAUGCAUAUUAGAUAACCACAAAAUUAAAUAAAUUGAACAAUA